Molecule: messenger RNA, 1645 nt
Organism: Selaginella moellendorffii
Lineage: Eukaryota; Viridiplantae; Streptophyta; Lycopodiopsida; Selaginellales; Selaginellaceae
Product: WAT1-related protein At3g18200
Exons: 7
Coding region: 150-1523 (457 amino acids)
Cellular component (GO): plasma membrane
Molecular function (GO): transmembrane transporter activity
Source: RefSeq, a predicted model, not a curated record
GACGACACUUUCGUUCCCCUUUUCUUCUUCUUUGUCGCCUUGUUCUUGUCAAACGCGCCCGGGUCUCGCUUCUUCCUUCCGCUGCAACAUCCCCUCGCUCGCUUCAUCAGACAUACUGUUAGAGUUUAUAUACUUCUCGGAAAAGCGCCAUGUUGUCGCAGCAAGGACGGUUGCAUGGCUACCUGAUGCUCGCCCAGCUCGCCUUUGCAGGGUUUGAGAUUCUGUCGCGCAUCGCACUCGCUACUGGCACGCAUCCACUGGCUUUCACAUUUUAUCGCAACUGCGUUGCAUCACUGGUACUUGGAGUGGUAGCAGCCUGGACAGAGAGCGAGCACAAGCGGCCACAGCUUGGGACCCUGCUCUACUUGUUUGGACUGGGAUUCCUCGGCGUCACCGUUAAUCAAGUCUGCUACUUGGCAGGGCUCAAGUACACAUCGGCCAUCUUCGCCUCGGCCAUGCGAAACUCGACUCCAGUCUUCACUUUCGUCAUAGCCGCUCUGUGGAGGCUGGAGAAAGUUGAUCUAAAGAGACGAGAUGGACAGCUCAAAAUUUUUGGUUCUUUGCUGGGACUGUGUGGCUCGCUUAUUCUCUCCAUCUAUAGGGGACCCGUUGUCAUCAAGAGCAAUAUCUCCAUCUCUUCAACUGCAGGGACCACUAGGUCACAUAUCAAGGCCGACGCCAGGAAAACUCUUCACUUGCUGUGGUUUAGCGUCUCCAUGCUAUCCUGGCAGAUCGGAGCGUUCUUCUUGACACUUGCUUGCAUCGCCUUUGGAGGCUUUCUCAUUCUCCAGGCGCCAGUGCUGGACAGGUAUCCAUCCCCGGUUUCGUUUGCAGCGUUUACAUGCCUCUCAAGUGUGAUCCAGACGCCAUUACUGGGAGCUUUUUCCAAGUGGAAUAACUGGAAGAUCACGUCCACUUCAGAAGCUCUAGCCAUCCUGUAUGCUGGAGUGAUUGGUUCUGCUCUCGUGUCUUCGAUUCAGUCAUGGGGAGUCCUUACACAGGGACCGGUGAUCGUUGCCGCGUACCAGCCACUGGAAACGAUUUUCACAGCUCUCUUCAGCAUGGUGUUCCUCAAGGAAGACCUGCAGCUGGGAAGCAUCAUAGGGGGGAGCGUUGUCAUCGUCGGCUUGUACGCACUGAUUUGGGGGCAGAGCCAGGAGCAGCUCUUGGAUGAAGCAGCAGCACAUCAACUCCCGGAAACAGUGCUCGGCCUAAACAUCAUUCCACAGUCACUCUUGCAGUAUCCACUUCGUAGGUUCUCGUGCGACCUUGAGACGAGGAGAGACGAGCAUCGAGCCGAUGACGCACAAGCAGUUCAUAGGAGGCAUUCGCUCGCAGCUCUCACCAACGACAAUGCAGGAGCCCAAGGACCUCUUCGCCGAAUGUCGUCAACGUUUCGGAGCCUUCUAAGGGAAUUUGAAAGAGGUCCAAACCCGAACGAUCUAGAGAAUCAGCAGCUGCUACGUGAAACCACAGACUCAGCCUCAGUAGUAGAUACACAAACUCAAAGAGUCACCUUGUAACACUCGUAGCUGGUGUUGCAUGCAAAGAAGUUCCAUAUAUUACAUAGACACACGUACAAAACUAGGCACUCGCUUCAUCUGUAGAAAAGCAUCCAGAAACAAAGAGUGGCAACUAAGAGACU